Messenger RNA from Eptesicus fuscus (big brown bat), 2449 nucleotides. RefSeq names its product UDP-GlcNAc:betaGal beta-1,3-N-acetylglucosaminyltransferase 9 (gene B3GNT9). Bases 168 to 1376 code for a protein of 402 amino acids. The transcript is spliced from 2 exons. Gene Ontology annotation, molecular function: hexosyltransferase activity. Gene Ontology annotation, cellular component: membrane. NCBI's taxonomy places the organism in Eukaryota, Metazoa, Chordata, Mammalia, Chiroptera, Vespertilionidae. The record is from RefSeq and is a predicted model, not a curated record.
CCCCCCCUUCCUGCCAACGCUGCAGCUGGCCCUGGCGGGUCCAUGGCCGCCCUUGGGACCCUGCGCUGAGCCCCGGAGUCCGGGGCCCUGCCGCUCCCAAGGGCCAAGCGUGUGAGUGUCCGGAUCACAAGGACCGACGUGGGGGCGCGGGCGCCGGCCACGCGGACAUGAGGCGGAGGCUGCGCCUACGUCGGGACGCGUUGCUCACGCUGAUCCUGGGCGCCGCCCUCAGCCUCCUGCUCUAUGCGCAGCGCGAUGGCAGAGCUCCCACGACUAGAGCGCCACGAGCGCAAGGGAGGGCAGCGCGGGGGCCCACCCCCCGGCUCCGUGUAUUCCAGGCACCGGACGCGGGCGCAGCCCUGCAGGUCUAUGAAGAGGAUACGCCGGAGCCGCCCACGCCCACGGGACCCUUUGACUUUCGCCGAUACCUGCGUGCCAAGGACCAGCGACGCUUCCCCCUGCUCAUUAACCAGCCGCACAAGUGCCGAGGCGAUGGCGCACCCGGCGUAGGACCCGACCUACUCAUCGCCGUCAAGUCAGUGGCGGCCGACUUUGAGCGGCGACAAGCUGUGCGCCAGACGUGGGGGGCUGAGGGUCGCGUGCAAGGGGCGCUCGUGCGCCGCGUGUUCUUGCUGGGCGUGCCCAAGGGCGCAGGCUCAGACCCAACUGAAGCGGAGGGGGCUGGCUCGCAAGCGCGCUGGCGCGCCCUACUGCGUGCCGAGAGCCGCACCUACACAGACAUCCUGCUUUGGGCCUUCGACGACACUUUCUUCAACCUAACGCUCAAGGAGAUCCACUUUCUGGCCUGGGCCUCAGCCUACUGCCCCAACGUACGCUUCGUUUUUAAGGGCGACGCCGACGUGUUCAUGCACGUAGGAAACCUGCUGGAGUUCCUGGCGGCGCGGGACCCGGCGCAGGACCUGCUUGUGGGUGAUGUGAUCGUACAGGCACGGCCAAUCCGGGCACGAGCCAGCAAGUACUACAUUCCGGAGGCUGUGUACGGCCUGGCGGCCUACCCGGCAUACGCUGGUGGAGGCGGCUUCGUGCUUUCGGGGGCCACGCUGCGCCGCCUGGCUGGCGCCUGCGCCCAGGUUGAGCUCUUCCCUAUAGACGAUGUCUUUCUGGGGAUGUGUCUGCAGCGCCUUCGGCUCACACCUGAGCCUCAUCCUGCUUUCCGCACCUUUGGCAUACCCCAACCUUCAGCUGCGCCACACCUGCGCACCUUUGAUCCCUGCUUUUACCGUGAGCUAGUUGUAGUGCAUGGACUAUCAGCCGCUGACAUCUGGCUAAUGUGGCACCUACUGCAUGGUUCGCCUGGGCCGGCCUGUGCGCAUCAGCGGCCUGUAGCCGCUGGCCCCUUCCAGUGGGGCCCGUAGUAAGCUAUCACAGCCCCAAGCUCCCUUCAUUCAGAUCCCCCUACUUGGGAGCUGAUCUGGAACAAUCUAAUGACAAACCUUUGAGGGGUAAGGAGGGUGGGAUGUGUGUGCGCGUGUGCAUGGAAGUGGCAGGGACUCAUGGACUCUGACCAAACAACUUGGUUUGAAACCCUGAGGAUGAUGCACACACAGGCCUUUCUCAUAGCUAGAUCCCACAAGGAGGUGUGGGGAUCUGACUUCAGCCUUCGUGGAACUGGCAGACAUGCUGUUAAAACUCAAUCUGAAAGUAGGCAUUUUGCUUCCAAUCUGUCCCUCCAAAUUAUAUUUUCAGGCUUGUCAAGGUCUUUAGAUCUCCUUUUGAGGAGACACCCCCUUUCCUGGGCCCUGGUUUGGUUGCAACAGCAGGGAUCGAGGCACACAGGGACAACUAAGUCUUUGCCCACCUCCAAAUACCCUGGGCACAAGAACCUAUACCCACACAACUAGGGCAAUCUCCUGGAGGCUGGAUUUUUUUUUUUUUUAAGGCUGUAUUGCCUUCAGAGGAGCCAAGGAACCUCUUGUGAGAUGACUCCACUAUACAUUGUCCCACAUUCUAAAAAAAGAGAGCCAAUGACCCCACACUUAUUUUAGUACAAACAUCCCAGCAACAGCACGUGGUGAGCCAUUGCUGAGGGCAUAGGUCUUUAUUGGAGAGGUGUGGGCAGGACAUGAGGAAGGUUCCCCCAUUCCAGGAGGAUGAGAUCAGUCCUGGCUGACCCAAUAGUGGGGAUAUGUGGAGUGGGGGUGGGGGUGGUGUCUCUGGCCAGGCUACAGUCCAAAGGGGAAGACACCAGUCAGUCACAAAGUCAUGAGAACGCCACACAAGCCUGGAUGUAGGCCCAGGAAUCAUAUAGGAACCUGGGGCAGGUCCCCUGCACAUUCAUCGUUAAACUAUACAGGAUGAGGCUGUACAUGAGUUAAUUACAAAAGUCAUAUUUACAAAAAUCUGUACACACAUUUGAAAAACUCACAAAAUUGUCAUCUAUGUAUCACAAGUUGCUAGACCAAAAUAUUAAAAAUGGGAUAAAAUUAUA